AUGAAAUCGGAUUUGCUUUUAUGGGCACAACUAUUCAGUUCAUCAUCCAAGGAUCUAUUACGAGAAGAGUUGACUGAUGGACUACUGUUGAAUACAAUAUUUGGAAUUAUUGAUGAAAAAACCAAUCCAGAUGAUCGUCUAUGUGAGACUGUCACCUGUGUUAAAGAUCGAUUGAACAAUUGGAAAAUUAUCAUACAAAAUUUACGAAAUUAUUAUUUAGAAGUGUUGCAAGAAGUCAUUACAGUUCGUCCACCAAACAUUGUACUAGUCAGUAAGAUACCAGAUUCUGCUCAAGCUUACCAAGAAUUAGAGAAGAUCCUACUCUUCCUUUUAUGCGCAGCUGUACGAUGUGAUCGACGUGAUUAUUUUAUUCGUCAAAUUAUGGAGAAUUUAGAUCCAGAUGUUCAAACUGGUAUCAUGAAAUGUAUCAAAAAUGUAACUGAAAAUUCACUGGGCAUUAUAAGUUUUGAGAAGUUACGAUCAUCGGAUGCUGAUAUUUUGCGGACAUUUCGAUCUGUUGUUAAUCAAAUUGAAGAUGUUUAUUUAGAGGAAAUUAUUCAACUGUUAGAUGAAUUGGCUUCCCUACAAAAUAAAUUUAUCACCUUACAAGCAAGAUACCAGUUAGCCUCUAGAGCUAGGACAUUAGGAUCGCAUGGAUUAAAAGAGCGUUCAGUUUCCACUAUAUCACUUCGAGUUGAUACUGUAAACAGUAAUAAUAAUCACUUUGCUGUCUCCACGCCUAGACUAGAUGAACAAACUUCAUUAUCGUGUAAAAACGCAGAAAUCAGUAACAUAAUAAACAAUGAUUUAAACUUAUCUCUACGACAGACUAGUGAACAGUUGAAGAUGAAAACAUUGAAGAUGACUGUGGAAUAA
Molecule: messenger RNA, 876 nt
Organism: Heterobilharzia americana
Lineage: Eukaryota; Metazoa; Platyhelminthes; Trematoda; Strigeidida; Schistosomatidae
Source: the annotation of a GenBank genome assembly